This is a messenger RNA of Pseudogymnoascus verrucosus, 472 nucleotides long. It is a transcript of the gene CMC4, whose product is annotated as Cx9C motif-containing protein 4, mitochondrial. The coding region runs from base 105 to 314 and encodes 69 amino acids. The record is from RefSeq and is a predicted model, not a curated record. The transcript is spliced from 3 exons. NCBI's taxonomy places the organism in Eukaryota, Fungi, Ascomycota, Leotiomycetes, Thelebolales, Thelebolaceae.
CUCGGCGGUCUAUCAAAUUAUGGCACCAAAGGACGAUAUUACGACGGAUCCUCCGUGUCACCCACGAGCAUGUGCCAUUCAAAGUAUGUCAUACCGUCUGGAAAAUGGGGAUUUCGCUGACAUAUCCUUCAGACUGUAUACAAAAGAACAAUUAUGACGAGUCAAAGUGUAAAGCUGAGAUAGACGCUCUGUACGAGUGCUGCAACGCCUUCUAUGAGAAGUACGGAGAUGCCGCAAAGACAGUAAGCUGUCCGAAGGCGAACCUGCUCAGGCUGAAAAUGAGGCAACUCGCGCAAGAGAAGGGUUCAAAGUAGGUAUAGACCUUGGCAGGACUAUUCGGCGCAUAUCUAUAGAAGCAAAACUAUGUAUGAAGUACUCAAGGAGAUGCUCGAAGAGGAAGAAUAGCUUCCCCUCUCUUCUUCACAACAGCCUCAAGCAAAUUCUGUGUACAAAAUGAAAUAUAUACCACUCC